This is a messenger RNA of Colletotrichum fioriniae, 1044 nucleotides long. Lineage: Eukaryota; Fungi; Ascomycota; Sordariomycetes; Glomerellales; Glomerellaceae. The record is from RefSeq and is a predicted model, not a curated record.
AUGGGCAAGAGAGUAUUUGUCGAUUGGGAGCUGUGGCAGCAGAUGACUUUUGUCUUGGCUUGUGCCAUUGGCGUCGUCUUCAUCAUAGGUUUCGUGAAGCUGUGGUGGUCAAACCGAUAUAUGGCCAAGCUCGAAAUUAUUGACGCGGAAAAGAGGGCACACGCCUCAGAGAUGGAAUCAACCGGCCUGCCGCCCCCACGAAAGCAAUCCGAAAUUCCCUUUGGCGUCCGCGCCAUCCAGUCCGGCAUUGAAGUCGACGGUAUCUGGAUCUCCCGCCCCAACACCCCCGCUGCCGACUCCCCUCCCAACUCUGCCAAGGGAAAGGGCAAAUACGUCUCCAUGGGCCCCAUCUCGCCCGCCUCAACAAACUCUUCGGAUCCCUUUGGCUCUCCGCCUUCGUCUCGCGCCGGCAACGGUGUUACAGUCGGUCCUCAGACAUAUCGUCCCAAGUCAUUCUCCCAAAACGCCGUCGCGAGCCGCGCCGACGCCCUCAGCCAGCUUGAGGGCAACCCGAACCCGCCAAACGUACCUUCAUACAGCACCUACCAGCCCCGCGGCAACGUCGCCCAUUCCGAAACCUCUGACGAGGCGACCAGCCCCGUCAGCCCAAUCGACCGUGGUAACGCAGGCAUCAGCAGCGAGAACUACAACGGCAUCGACGUCCGAGUGCCCAUCCGAGCCUCGCCUGUUGUCAACCGUCAGCUCAACAAGGUCCGCAACGUCACUGGCGGCCCCGCCCAGCAACCGACCACGGGCGGUGGUGUCCGCUCUUUCAGCGGUAGCUUGCAGCUGCCCAAGAACGGCAAGGGAAUGUACUCUACCGUGCCGCAGGGCUCGCCCGGUGGGGAUUUCACUGAUCCCUUUGCUACGCCUGUUACUACUCCAGGUGCCGACCAGGCGUUGCUUCCUUCCCAGCAGCAGCAGCAGGGAUCUCAUCACGUCAAGUUUGCGAAUGUUGAGUAUAUCACCAGCCAGCGCUACGCCAGCGACGGUAGCAGCGGGAGCAGCGGCAGCAGUAGUAGCAACAGCAACAACCACAACUAA